This is a messenger RNA of Trichoderma reesei QM6a, 1578 nucleotides long. RefSeq lists its product as uncharacterized. Lineage: Eukaryota; Fungi; Ascomycota; Sordariomycetes; Hypocreales; Hypocreaceae. The coding region runs from base 1 to 1578 and encodes 525 amino acids. Gene Ontology annotation, molecular function: 2-amino-4-hydroxy-6-hydroxymethyldihydropteridine diphosphokinase activity; dihydropteroate synthase activity. The transcript has 3 exons. The record is from RefSeq and is a predicted model, not a curated record. Gene Ontology annotation, cellular component: mitochondrial envelope. Gene Ontology annotation, biological process: tetrahydrofolate biosynthetic process.
AUGAGGUUCUCUUUGCAUCAUGGCCACAUAAAACAGGGCCUGCGCAGCUCUGGGGCGCGCAACUUCCACUCAUCGUCACGAUGCUUCCCGUCCACUCAGUCCCUCUUCACCACCAUCCUGCAUCGACCGCGAUCUCGGGCCUCGCACGAGAGCUCAUCGUUACACGCAUGCGGAACCACACCUUCUCGGUCUCACUCAGGAUGUGGUUGCCGCCCGGCCGCAAGCCAAACGAAGACCGCCUACAUCGCUCUCGGGAGCAACCUCGGAGACCGCAUAUCCGAGAUCGAAAAGGCGUGCAAUGAGAUGAACAGGCGGGGCAUCCGCGUUAAGCGGACAAGCAGUCUCUGGGAAACCGAGCCCAUGUAUGUGACGGACCAGGACCGCUUCCUCAAUGGUGCUUGCGAGGUUGAGACUGAACUGGAACCCCUAAAGCUGCUGGAUGAGCUACAAGCCAUUGAGCGGGAUAUGGGCCGAAAGAAACUCAUUGACAAAGGCCCGCGGAACAUUGACCUGGAUAUCUUGAUCUAUGGGGAUGAAAAGGUUGAGAACGAGAGACUCAACGUGCCUCACAUCGGCAUACCCGAGCGCGAGUUUGUUCUGAGGCCCCUAGCAGAAUUGAUCCCGUCAAAACCUCUUUAUGCAUCGCAACCGUGGAAGCUCGUUCAAGACUAUCUCAAUGACCUUACUCCUGGCGAACCUCUAGCAUCCAUUACUCCGAUAUCAUCCACACUACCACCACUUACGCCUCUCGUACACAACAGAAAGACCAAUGUCAUGGGAAUUCUAAACAUGACGCCUGAUUCAUUCUCCGACGGUGGACGUCACAGCAUGGAAAGCCUGUCAAACACCGUCAAAGACCUGGUCCGCAACGGAGCCUCCAUCAUCGAUGUGGGCGGACAGUCGACGGCCCCUGGCCGCCCCGAGGUCUCGGCAGAAGAAGAAGUUGCUCGAGUGGUGCCCGCCAUCGAGCUCAUACGGUCUCUGCCAGAAACUCGCCAUGUUGCCAUCAGCGUCGACACCUAUCGCGCCUCAGUCGCCGAACAGGCCAUUGCCGUGGGAGCCGACAUUGUCAACGACGUCUCCGCCGGACUGCUAGACGCCGACAUGCUACCGACCGUCGGAAGGCUGGGCAAGACGAUUUGCCUGAUGCACAUGCGCGGCAACCCGCAGACCAUGACGAAGCUCACCUCGUAUCCAGACGGCCUGGUGCCGACCGUUGCCGCCGAGCUUCUCGCGCGGGUGGCCGCAGCUGAAGCAGCAGGCAUCCGAAGAUGGCGCAUCAUCCUCGAUCCAGGCAUCGGAUUCGCCAAGACGGGCGCUCAAAACUUGGAGCUGCUGCGGCGACUGGAGGAGCUCCGGGCUUGGCCUGGCUUGCAGGGCCUGCCGUGGCUCGUUGGGACGAGUCGCAAGAGCUUCAUUGGCAAGAUUACGGGCGUGGAAGAGGCCUCGCAGAGGGCUUGGGGCACGGCGGCAACGGUGGCGGCGGCGGUUCAGGGGGGAGCGGAUGUCAUACGUGUUCACGAUGUUCGCGAAAUGGCCUUGGUGGCUACCAUGUCUGAUGCCAUAUGGAGGGCUUGA